Balaenoptera ricei (Rice's whale) is the source of this 4431-nucleotide messenger RNA. It is a transcript of the gene SLC44A1, whose product is annotated as solute carrier family 44 member 1. NCBI's taxonomy places the organism in Eukaryota, Metazoa, Chordata, Mammalia, Artiodactyla, Balaenopteridae. Gene Ontology annotation, biological process: transmembrane transport; choline transport. The coding region runs from base 103 to 2076 and encodes 657 amino acids. Gene Ontology annotation, cellular component: plasma membrane. The record is from RefSeq and is a predicted model, not a curated record. The transcript is spliced from 16 exons. Gene Ontology annotation, molecular function: choline transmembrane transporter activity.
GCCAGGCCGCGCCCUCCCCGGGCGCCCGCCGGCUCGCAUGCCGAGGGGCUCCGGGGCGUAGCUGCGCGCCCGGCGCCGCCUCCGGGCUCCUCCGGCCCCGCCAUGGGCUGCUGCAGCUCCGCCUCCUCAGCCGCGCAGAGCUCCAAACGAGAAUGGAAGCCACUGGAGGACCGUAGCUGCACAGACAUACCGUGGCUGCUGCUUUUUAUCCUGUUCUGCAUUGGGAUGGGAUUUAUUUGUGGCUUUUCAGUAGCAACAGGUGCAGCAGCAAGACUAGUGUCAGGAUACGACAGCUAUGGAAAUAUCUGUGGGCAGAAAAAUGCAAAGUUGGAAGCAAUACCAAACAGUGGCAUGGAUCACACCCACCGGAAGUACGUAUUCUUUUUGGAUCCAUGCAAUCUGGACUUGAUAAACCGGAAGAUCAAGUCUGUAGCACUGUGUGUGGCAGCAUGUCCAAGACAAGAACUGAAAACCCUAAGUGAUGUUCAGAAGUUUGCAGAGAUAAAUGGCUCAGCGCUAUGCAGCUACAACCUAAAGCCUUCUGAAUAUACUACAUCAUCAAAAGCUUCUGUUCUUUGCCCCAAACUACCUGUUCCAGCGAGUGCACCUAUUCCAUUCUUCCAUCGCUGUGCUCCUGUGAACAUUUCCUGCUAUGCCAAGUUUGCAGAGGCCCUGAUCACCUUUGUCAGUGACAAUAGUGUCUUACACAGGCUGAUUAGUGGAGUAAUGACCAGCAAAGAAAUUAUAUUGGGACUUUGCUUGUUAUCACUAGUUCUGUCCAUGAUUUUGAUGGUGAUAAUCAGGUAUAUAUCAAGAAUACUUGUGUGGAUCUUAACAAUUCUGCUCAUCCUGGGUUCACUUGGUGGCACAGGUGUACUAUGGUGGCUAUAUGCAAAGCAAAGAAAGUCUCCCAAAGAAGCAGUUAUCCCUGAACAGCUUCAGGUAGCUGAAGACAAUCUUCGGGCCCUCCUCAUCUAUGCCAUUUCAGCUACAGUGUUCACAGUUAUCUUGUUCCUCAUAAUGUUAGUCAUGCGCAAACGGGUUGCUCUCACCAUCGCCUUGUUCCACGUGGCUGGCAAGGUCUUCAUUCACUUGCCACUGCUAGUCUUCCAACCCUUUUGGACCUUCUUUGCUCUUGUCCUGUUUUGGGUGUACUGGAUCAUGACACUUCUCUUUCUUGGCACUACCGGCAGCGCUGUUCAGAAUGACCAAGGCUUUGUGGAGUUCAGAGUUUCUGGGCCUCUGCAAUACAUGUGGUGGUACCAUGUGGUGGGCCUGAUUUGGAUCAGUGAAUUUAUUCUAGCCUGUCAACAGAUGACUGUGGCAGGAGCUGUGGUAACAUACUAUUUUACUAGGGAUAAAAGGAAUUUGCCAUUUACACCUAUUUUGGCAUCAGUGAAUCGCCUUAUUCGUUAUCACCUUGGUACUGUGGCGAAAGGAUCUUUCAUUAUCACAUUAGUCAAAAUUCCACGAAUGAUCCUUAUGUACAUUCACAGUCAGCUCAAAGGAAAGGAAAAUGCUUGUGCUCGAUGUGUGCUGAAAUCUUGCAUUUGUUGCCUUUGGUGUCUUGAAAAGUGCCUAAAUUAUUUAAAUCAGAAUGCAUACACAGCCACGGCUAUCAACAGCACCAACUUCUGCACCUCAGCGAAGGAUGCCUUUGUCAUUCUCGUGGAGAAUGCUUUGCGAGUAGCUGCCAUCAACACAGUGGGGGAUUUCAUGUUAUUCCUAGGCAAGGUGCUGAUAGUCUGCAGCACAGGUUUGGCUGGGAUUAUGCUGCUCAACUACCAGCAAGAUUACACAGUAUGGGUGCUGCCUCUGAUCAUCGUCUGCCUCUUUGCUUUCCUAGUCGCUCAUUGCUUCCUGUCCAUUUACGAAAUGGUAGUGGAUGUAUUAUUCUUGUGUUUUGCCAUUGAUACAAAAUACAAUGAUGGGAGCCCAGGCAGAGAAUUUUAUAUGGAUAAAGUGCUGAUGGAGUUUGUGGAAAACAGUAGGAAAGCAAUGAAAGAAGCUGGUAAGGGAGGUGUUGCAGAUGCCAGAGAGCUGAAACCGAUGGCUUCGGGAGCAAGUUCUGCUUGAACCUAGCCGACCGUUAUGGAACCCAUUGACAUUCCAAAACAAUAUAUACACAUAACUAUGUAUUUGUGUGUGUGGGUGUGUGUAUAUAUGUAUAUGUAUGUGUGUAUAUAUAUGUAUAUGUAUAUACACACACACACAUAAUCAGCCAAAAUCAGAGAACAGGAACAGGGAUUUAAUACCUUUUUUAUGCUUAUUUUUGUCAAACAUGUACUCCUUUCAUACGGGUGGCUUUUACAAGGCAACUGCCGUCAUUUAAUGUUUUCAAUUGUAAUUGUCUUAAUGGAAAUGUUAAGAUUCAUAUCUGAUUAACAUUUUUAAUAACUUAGAGGAGAUUUUAACUUUAGUUAUUUAAAUUAGGUAAAAUUAUUGUACCGAAUUCUCUGUCUAAAGUUCAUUCAGGGGUGAUUUCCCUGAUGUGUGCAUAAAAAUCAAGACCUUAUUUUACUGAUGCAUAAGUCCUAGUGGAAUGAGACUAGGCAUAUGCUUUCAGGUAAAUAAGGAGUUACUCCAUUCAUUUUUCCCCAAUCAAAGAAGCCAUGUCGUUUUCCUUUUAGAAACAUACAAGUGGACCCAAUAUGGGAAUUUUCGUAAUAGCUCAUGCAUUUGUCAGCCAACAUUAAAAAGUAACCAACUCCUCAGGUAUUUGUAGUUUACCCUAAUGCUUCUAUAAGAGAGUAGGUAAAAAAGGAAAGGGUAGAUAAUCUUUCUUAUGCAAACUUUUCUCUUAUAUUUUGUCUUUCUUUCAUUUUGACGUCAGUAGCAUCCUCCACACAUUUGUGUGCCUGAUUUGAAAGGAAGCUGGGGUACCCAGCAAGUUUAGCCUUUAAGUUUCUGUGUAUAGGUUUGCAGACUAAGUAAUGCUGGAAGGAAUGAAAAAGGGAGAGAAACAUGCAACACAAAGCAUUGAAAAUUCUGGUACUUGGGUUUCUGCUUCAGAGGAACUUCAGUGGCUUAGGGCUAAAUAGCCAUUUUAUUCAAAUGCUUGCUAUAAAAUCUGAAAACAUACUGGCAGGUGCUCCUCUCCUUGACAAUUCAUUAAGUAUCCAGAAUUCUACAAUGUUUAACUGAAGAAUUGGUUAAUGUUUUGAUCCUCAAGUGUUGAACGUUCUUUGUGUUUGGGGAUGGGUUUUGGGUUCUGGGGGGUUUUUUAAUUCCUGAAGCUUACCAGAUAUGAAUGGCUAAUAUUUCAUUGUUCUGCUUAUUGUAAUGGUGAAUGCUUUAAGAAAAAAAAGUGUAAUUUGCUAAGAAUAAUUCAUGAUCUGUUUAUGCGAUAACUCCUUUUUGUUACAAUUUUUUUAAAAAAAGCUAUUUUUGUUAAUGUAAAGUAAAUAUUUCAGAGCAGAUUUUUUAAACUUAUUGCACUAAAUAUAGGCUCUGUACAAAAAAAAAAAAAAAAAGCCUCAGCAUUUUAUCUUUCCAUGGAAGGAGAAUCUUUUGAAAGAAAGCAUUGCCUCCUACCAGAAUUAGACAGUGAAUUAGACCGGUAUUAUGGAAAUGUGUACAAUUAAUGUCACUAGGGCUUAAUAAGCAGCUGUUUGCUAAUGUGCUUCCUUUCAAAGGGUUGGACCUUUAAAUUUCUGCAAAAGGUAAAUUGUAUUUUUUUUUAAGUAUCCAUGUUCUUUACUCUAGCUAGGCUAAAAUUUGCUAAAUGCCUCGGUUUCUUUUCAAAGCUCAUGUAAUAUUUCUGAUUUUUCAGAAUAUCUGCAAUAACAGUCCAGAAUUUUUUUUUUUUUUUUAAAGAAACAGGAGCUCACGUCUUGGCAAGAUCACAGGAAACAAUAUUGUGAGAGUAGCUAUUUUGAAACAGUUAAUUCUCCAGAAGUUAACAUUCUAACAUGUGAUGUCACUAAACGAUAACAUUGUACUCUUUUAUAUCAUUUGAAAUGGAAUAAAUAUAAUUACGUAACUAACAAUUAUCCAAAUAGGUGAGAGAGCAAAUCAUGUAAGAAAAUUCAGACUACCUUCAGGUUCCUAGCCACACAGAUUGUGGACAUUAAGAAACAUUGGGAAGUAAAUUUAGGAUUGGCAAAAGUAUGGAAGAUGGGUAUCAGAACAGAAGACAUUCAUUACAGGAGCUACUUAUCUUAGGAGGUGUCCCUCCAGAGUGACCUGGUGGAAUUAUUGAAUUUGGAAAUUAGCUUCUCCUCACUUGGACGUCCCGGCACCAUGGACUCCUGCUGCUGCCUGUUCCCUAUGCUCGCAAUCUCAGCUGUUUGGAAGCCAACAGGAAUGCUUUCUAAUUAUCAUUUGCAACUAGAACUGUAAUCAGAAAGAAAUUUUGUAUUUUUGUAUAACUUGAUUGUGUGCCAUUUUCUAUAACAGGUCCUGUUUUACAAAUAAAUUUUGUUUUACUAA